AUGACAGUACCGAGUACACUUCGCAAGCUACUCCUCCUUGCCCAUCCUCUCUCGAUCCCUGAUCCCUCUGCUGGUGCUGGUGCUGGUGCGUGCUGCAUGGCCGGAAUCCCUACCUCAACUCGACUCAUCCACCACCUGGUCCCGUGCCUAGCUUCGCCCUCAUCCUCCUCCCUCGCCACGCCAUCCCAACGGCCAUCCACAAGGCUCCCCAGACUCUCCAGAUUCCCGCGUAGUUGCUGACCUCUUCAAGUCAAACCUGACCCUCGGGUUUCGUGGGCCCGAGAUCGAUCACCACACCUUUCCAUUCGUGCGUGAUACAUGAUUUUUGGUAGCUCAUCACCUCCACCCACCUGGUUCCGCCCUGCAUGCAACCUCGCCUCUCGAAGGCAACAAAAAUUGGUCUCCAAUCCUCCCCUCGUCAUGACUGGUUCGUACCCGCCCGCCUCCGAACUUCGACCUGGCGGCUUGUCUUCUGCACCAUGCGGUUCAACACCCCGGUUCGUGACCACACCCACCGGGGCCCCAAGUCGAGGAAAAACUUGAUAAGACUCUCGUUGCCUCGCUCCGGGGAGCUGACCCCAAAUGGCUUCCCCUGACCACAUCCAGUCCCUCUCGCUUUCUCUCCCUGUGAACUCGUCCAAGGCCAACGACGCCGGCAUCAUGGCUCUCGAGAAGGAAUCCCUCUCCUCUACCCCUCCCGCCACCCACAAUGAGCAUGGCAUCUUCCACCAACCCCACGAAUACCGCCAUACCACCGUCGACGGCCAGCCUCCCUACGCGGAACAUGGUCCUCUGGUCGAUCACAAAGUCCCCCAGGAAGAUGUCGUCCAAUCAGAGCCGGAUCUGGCCUGGAGCAGGUUUCGGCACUUUAUGCGGGAACCGCUCUCCGAGUUCUUUGGCGUCUUCAUUCUGAUUCUCUUUGGCGACGGCGUCGUGGCUCAAGUCGUGCUCAGCAACGGAACCAAAGGUGACUACCAGUCGAUCUCCUGGGGCUGGGGAUUGGGCGUUAUGCUGGGAGUGUACACCGCUGGCAUCUCAGGAGCCCAUUUAAACCCAGCAGUGACAUGGGCCAACUGCGUGUUUCGCAAGUUUCCCUGGCGCAAAUUCCCCAUCUACAUGGUUGCCCAGACGUUAGGAGCCCUAUGCGCCUCGGGGGUGGUGUACGCCAACUACAAAUCGGCCAUCGACGUUUUCGAAGGGGGCGCCCACAUUCGAACGGUCCCGGGCUAUUCGGACACUGCAACUGCGGGAAUCUUCUGCACCUACCCGGCGCCGUUCAUGACCAAGACUGGACAGUUCUUCUCCGAGUUCAUCGCCAGUUCGAUCCUCAUGUUCUUGAUCUACGCUCUCAAAGACGAUGGCAAUCUGGGGGCUGGUAAUCUGACACCCUUGGGGCUGUUCUUCAUCAUCUUUGGGAUCGGCGCUUGCUUGUAAGUUGUGCUGGGCCGCGGCUGAAAAGCGACGAACUAACUUUCCCCGCCAACAGCGGCUGGGAAACUGGCUAUGCGAUCAAUCUGGCCCGAGACUUUGGCCCAAGAUUGAUGUCGUAUAUGCUUGGGUACGGUCCACAUGUGUGGCAUGCUGGCAAUUAUUACUUCUGGGUACCCAUGGUUGCUCCCUUCUUCGGAUGCACCUUCGGCGGCUGGCUAUACGACAUGUUCCUGUUCACUGGCGAAUCACCCAUCAACACGCCAUAUGUGGGAUUGGCCAGAUUCCUCACGCCGAAUAGGGCGACAUGGUCCAACACCUAUGUCCCGAAAGAAGCCUCGAAGGUGUAAACAAUCUCCGGAUCAACUCACUUUCUCCUUCGGCUUGGAUUCUGGACUCGCACAAAACAACUCGGUUGGUUCACGCAAAGGGAGACCGCAGGGGCACGGGAUGUUACUGUGAAGGCCCCAAGGGUGGCCGGAUGUCAACAAGAAAAGAGGCAGGCAGACAAAACGGGACCCAUACUCCAGACAUGUAUUUCUAGGUGUUUGAUGACGUUGACGAAGGUACAUGAAAGCAAAAUAAUCAAUAUGUGGUGUAUACUCUGCGAUCUUCAGGGCCUCGACACAACCAUUUGGGCCUUUGCCUUGGGCUGGGCGCGUC
Molecule: messenger RNA, 2091 nt
Organism: Cladophialophora immunda
Lineage: Eukaryota; Fungi; Ascomycota; Eurotiomycetes; Chaetothyriales; Herpotrichiellaceae
Exons: 3
Coding region: 583-1434 (283 amino acids)
Biological process (GO): glycerol transmembrane transport; water transport
Cellular component (GO): plasma membrane
Molecular function (GO): glycerol channel activity; water channel activity
Source: RefSeq, a predicted model, not a curated record